Messenger RNA from Anolis sagrei ordinatus, 922 nucleotides. Lineage: Eukaryota; Metazoa; Chordata; Lepidosauria; Squamata; Anolidae. The record is from RefSeq and is a predicted model, not a curated record.
GCUCUUGCAGAAGAGAGAGAGAAGAGAGAGAGAAGAGAGCGCAUCGCCAACAACAGGCUCUGCCCUUGGGCCCCUUCACCCCACGGAAAAAGGGCCCGGCGGGGAGAUGCGUCGCCGUGGGGUCCUUUUCGGAGCCUGGCUGGCCCUUCUCGCCGCACUCUCUGGCCCCGCUUGUGGCGAUGUCACCAACGAGAUCAGAGUAGAUGUCUGGAAGGACACCGUGACCCUCACCUGCCCCAAAGAAGGAGCGACCUUCCAGUAUAGGAAUCAGGAGCCUUCCAACCCCUUGACCCUCACGGAAGAGAGUGACCUGAGGAGACUUGAGCGUGGGGAAUGGUUCACUUGCGAAAGCAGCAAGAUCUUCCUGCAGGCCAAAGUUUGCGAGGACUGCGUGGAGCUGGGCCUCGGACUCCUGGCUGGAAUCAUCAUCUCGGACCUCCUCCUGACCCUGGGGGUCCUCUGCCUGGUCUACUUUUGCUGCAAGGACCGCAAGGCCCGCUUCCGGGGAGGAGACACCCAGGGGAAGCCUUCAGGACCAAAAGCGGACCACCCCCCACCCGUCCCAAACCCAGACUAUGAGCCCAUCCGGAAAGGCCAGCCCAUCUGGAAAGGCCUUCCUCACACCGAGGCCUCUCUCACACUGAGUGCUACUAAGCUACAGACACACCUGCUCUCGCAGUCCAUCUGGAAAGGCUUUUCUCACACUGAGGCCUCCCUCACACUGAAGCCUCCCUCACACUGAAGCUUCCCUCACACUGAGGCCUCCCUCACACUGAGGCCUCUCUCACACUGAGUGCUACUAAGCUACAGACACACCUGCUUAUACUGAACUGCAGCUUUUGCGGAGUUGUUGCAUCCAUUUAACCUUUUAGGGCUUGACUCACAUUUUUGUAAUUAAAAAUACCUCGUUAAUUUUGAAUAU